CUCACAAUAAUAAUUUUGGUGGUGAUUAAUAUUUUGAGAGUUUCACUCCUACAAGCAAAUGCUAAAAAGUCCAAACUAUCCACCAUUAUAAAACUCCAUAAUCCUCUCAUACUCCAAACAUUCAUAAAAAAAUCAAACUCCCCAAUUCAAAAUCAAUUAAUAAUACAAUAUUUCCACACUUUUCUUCAUUUUCCCUCUUCUUGUUUAAAAAAUCAAUUUCACCCCUAAUCUAAUCAGAAAAAUGUCGAUUAUUUACCAAUUUUGCCAACUACCCAUCAAUUCUCCAACAAUUCCCUCUCAAACCCAUCAAUUAUCCACAAAAUCAUCCCUUUUUUUAACAUCCCCAUUAAGAUUCAACGCAUAUACAAGAAGGGAAGUCAACACUCUUAAAGUCAAAGCAACAGCAGCUGAUGAUGAGUGGGGUCCAGAAAAAUCCACCUCAUCUUCCAAUGGUGGUGGAGCUGUGGCAGUAGCAGAGGAGGAGGAGACAUCAUUGGAAGUCGAAGAGAUUUAUAAGUUGAAGAAACAAUUGGUGGAAUCAUUUUACGGUACAGAUAGAGGUUUGAAAGCAAGUAGUGAAACAAGAGCAGAAAUCGUUGAGUUAAUCACUCAAUUGGAAGCUAAGAAUCCAACUCCUGCUCCUACUGAUGCACUUCCACUUCUUAAUGGAAAGUGGAUUCUUGCGUACACAUCAUUUUCUGGCUUGUUCCCGCUGCUUUCUCAAGGAAGAUUGCCACUAGUCAAAGUGGAGGAAAUUUCACAGAGUAUUGACUCGGAGAAUUUUACUGUCCAGAACUCUGUACAGUUUUCUGGUCCUCUGGCUACCACCUCUCUAAGUACCAAUGCUAGUUUUGAAGUUCGCAGCCCCAAGAGGGUUCAGAUCAAGUUUGUCGAAGGUGUUGUUGGUACUCCCCAGAUAACUGACAGUGUUGUUCUACCCGAGAAUGUGGAGUUUCUGGGACAAAAGAUUGAUCUUACCCCUUUAAAGGGCUUGUUCAACUCAGUACAGGAUACUGCUUCGUCAGUUGCAAAGACAAUUUCCAACCAACCGCCUUUAAAGAUCAACAUCUCUCAGAUCUCUCAAAACGCAGAGUCGUGGUUACUUACCACUUACCUCGAUCAAGAACUUCGAAUUUCAAGGGGCGAUGCGGGUAGUGUAUUCGUUUUCAUUAAGGAAGGAAGUUCUCUCUUGUCUCCCUGAACACACUUAACGUCCCCUAAUGAGUAAGUACAGUACUGCCCUUUAUGCUAUUUCAUACUAUAUGUAGCUAUGAAUCCACCAAUUUUGGUGCAACUAAUUAUAAGGAAUGCUAAUUAUAGGCUGUAUCGUUAUACAUGUAUAUUUUAGUUGAUACUAUGAAAGAUAUGAUGUAAUUUAAAGUUAAUGAUAAUAAAAUACUUCAACUUAUAUGGAUCAA
Molecule: messenger RNA, 1418 nt
Organism: Amaranthus tricolor (Joseph's coat)
Lineage: Eukaryota; Viridiplantae; Streptophyta; Magnoliopsida; Caryophyllales; Amaranthaceae
Product: plastid-lipid-associated protein, chloroplastic-like
Exons: 3
Coding region: 242-1201 (319 amino acids)
Source: RefSeq, a predicted model, not a curated record